UUUUUUUUUUGAAGAGAAAAAAAUGGAUUCUUUUUUAUGGUAAGGAUAUUUAUUUACUAUUUUUGAUGCAUUCACACAUCACAUAUGGUAUUUUAAUGUGGUAAAAUUGGAUGGGAUUUGUAUAUUUUCCGUACGAAAUUGUGGAAAUUGUAUUCUCUUUCUCUACCUUGAAAUGGAAUCCUCUUUUUUCAAUGCUCUCACCUAAUUCUACAUUUCUUCGUCGCUGCUUCCCUAUCAAUUAUCAAAGAUUUUGAGAGAGAAAAUGAAGAUAUAGAGAGAGGCUCUGCAAAUGUUACUAGCUGAAGAGGAAAAGCAAAAGAAGCUUUAUGCAAAUUUUGUGAAAGCAUAACUUGCUUUUACAUGCAAUUGUGGCUUGCAGCAGCUUCCUUUUUUUUUUUUUUUUUUCAGAAAUUUGAAGUUCUUCGCCGUCGAAUUUGAGCAGAAAUCCGUUGCAGAUUUCAUAUGACAGCUGCGAAGUUCAAAAUCGAAUAUUGAAAGCUUGGGAAAAAAUGAAGUGUUUCAAUCAAUUCAAGGAUAGAAGUAAAAUUAGGUUACAGAAAUCAGCGCCGACAUGGAAAAACCAGAGCAAAUUUGACAUAUCGGAAUCUGAGAGGGCCACCCAGUCAUCCUGUCCGGCUCCGGCAACGCCGCCGCGCGGAAUCACUGAGAUAUACGAAGAGAAAGCACAGAAUUUGAGAGUGUUUACAUUUGCUGAACUAAAGCAAGCGACUAAUAACUUCAAUAGAUUGCUCAAGAUCGGUGAAGGCGGUUUUGGAUGUGUAUACAAAGGAACAAUCAAGCCGCUUGAGGGCAAUCCUGGUCACUCCAUGAUUGUUGCAAUCAAGAAACUCAACAGAGAUGGCUGUCAGGGUCACAAACAAUGGGUAGCCGAAGUGCAGCUUCUUGGGGUCGUGGAUCAUUCGAAUCUGGUCAGGCUGAUAGGAUACUGUGCUGUUGAUGGAGAACGAGGUAUACAAAGGCUACUCGUUUAUGAAUACAUGCCAAACAAGAGCCUCGAGGAUCACAUUUUCAGUAGGGCUGGUCCAGUGCUAUCCUGGGAGCUGAGAUUGGAAAUAAUGCUCGGGGCAGCUGAAGGAUUGGCUUAUCUACACGAAGAAUUGGAAAUCCAGGUGAUUUAUCGAGAUUUCAAGUCAUCCAACAUUUUACUGGACGAGGAUUUCAAGGCGAAGCUUUCGGACUUUGGGCUUGCUAGGGAGGGACCAACAGCUGGUCAUACGCAUGUUUCAACCGCGGUCGUUGGAACGCAUGGAUAUGCCGCACCGGACUACAUACAGACAGGACAUCUCACUUCCAAGAGCGACGUCUGGAGCUUUGGCGUGGUGGUGUACGAGAUGUUGACAGGCAGACGGUCACUGGAACGGGAACAACCCAAAUCGAAGCAGAAGCUAUUGGAUUGGGUGAAACAGAACCCUGCUGAUAGUCGAAGAUUCAGCACGAUCAUGGAUCCGAGACUUGAAAACAAGUACCCGAUAAGCGCAGCUCGUAAAGUUGCUAAAUUAGCGGACAGUUGUUUGGUGAAAAGUGGGAAAGAGAGACCAAGGAUGAGCAAGGUGGUGGAGGCUCUCAAGAGCAUUAUAGAAGAGGCGUCGUCGUGCGUGGAGAGCCCUCCGGUGAAGUAUUUGGAGGAUGUCGAAGAUGCACCUGCGCCGGCACAACAGCCGGCUGCGUCGAUCGUACGGCGAAUCACACACUUAGCUAAAAUCAGUGAGAAUUUGGAUGGAGUGAACACAAGGUUUAUGAUGAUGCAAAGGACUAAGGUCACAUAACUAGAGAUGUAGAGCUUUUGGAGUUAGUUUUGGUUUGUAAAGAUGAUUAGACGAUUAAUUGUCAUAUAUAGUGUUUGAAUAUGAAUUAUAAUUAAUUAGAAAGAAACUAGGUUUCAAAUUAAAAAACUAUGUUUUAAAUUAGGGCAAAUAGCGCCAAAAUCUCUAUAAUUUUCCCGAAUUUGCAUUUUUCCCUUGACUUUUAAAAUUCUUGUUAAAAUCUUUGAACUUAA
Molecule: messenger RNA, 2017 nt
Organism: Salvia miltiorrhiza (redroot sage)
Lineage: Eukaryota; Viridiplantae; Streptophyta; Magnoliopsida; Lamiales; Lamiaceae
Product: probable serine/threonine-protein kinase PBL19
Exons: 6
Coding region: 510-1787 (425 amino acids)
Biological process (GO): protein phosphorylation
Molecular function (GO): protein kinase activity; ATP binding
Source: RefSeq, a predicted model, not a curated record